Vicia villosa (hairy vetch) is the source of this 2203-nucleotide messenger RNA. Its product is annotated as pentatricopeptide repeat-containing protein At3g26630, chloroplastic-like. The record is from RefSeq and is a predicted model, not a curated record. Bases 97 to 1533 code for a protein of 478 amino acids. Lineage: Eukaryota; Viridiplantae; Streptophyta; Magnoliopsida; Fabales; Fabaceae. The transcript has a single exon. Gene Ontology annotation, biological process: RNA modification. Gene Ontology annotation, molecular function: RNA binding; protein binding.
UUAUUUUUUUUACUAUUAUUAUUUUGCUCAAUCCGUUCUAGCAACAAAACAUAGAACACAUUGAAUCGUUAACUUCAACAAACUGAAAUUGUUCAUAUGAAGCUAUCAUGUCACACUCCACACGCUAAAAUACCUCAAGAACCAACCUUUUCUUCAGAUAAAGCUCGUUUCUUUCUUCAAAACUGCAACAAUUUCAAACAACUGAAACAAAUCCAUGCUAGAAUCAUCCGUUUUGGGCUUACCCAUGACCAAUUACUCAUCAGAAAGCUUUGUCAAUUCUCUUCUUCUUAUGGUAAAGUAGAUUACGCUAGUUUGGUUUUUGAUCAGCUUGAUUCUCCUGAUACUUUUACAUGGAAUGUUAUGAUUAGAGCUUGUAAUACAAGUGGGUCACCUGAAAAAGCGAUUUUUUUGUUUAAGGAGAUGUAUUGUCAUGGAUUUGAGACUGAUAAAUUUACUUACCCUUUUGUGUUAAAUGCUUGUAUUGCUUCUGGUUUUAUUGAUUUUGGAAGAGUAGUGCAUGGGGUUUCGAUCAAAAUGGGGUUUUGGAGUGAUGUUUAUGUGCAGAAUAAUAUGAUGAAUCUUUACUUCAAGUGUGGGAGGGAUGUCGUUGAGGAUGGGUGGAAGGUGUUUGAUAGAAUGCGUGUGCGGAAUGUGGUUUCUUGGACUACUGUGAUUGCUGGGCUGGUUGGUUGUGGGAAAUUGGAUGCGGCGAGAGAAGUGUUUGAGAAGAUGGGUUGUAAGAAUGUGGUUUCGUGGACAGCGAUGAUUGAUGGGUAUGUGAAAUGUGGUAACCCGAUUAUGGCGUUUGAUUUGUUUGAACGGAUGCUGCUUGCUAAUGUGAGGCCGAAUGAGUUUACUUUGGUGAGCUUGAUUAAAGCUUGUACUGAUUUGGGCAGUCUUAAAUUGGGCCGACGGAUGCAUGAUUUUGCUCUGAAGAAUGGUUUUGAGGUUGGACCUUUUUUGGGUACUGCUCUUAUUGAUAUGUAUAGCAAGUGUGGUAGUUUAGAUAAUGCUGUUAGAGUGUUUGGUUUGAUGCAAGUGAGAAACUUGGCUACUUGGAAUACAAUGAUUACGAGCAUCGGUGUGCAUGGAUUUAGGGAGGAGGUGCUAGAUCUUUUUGAAGAAAUGGAGAGGGCCAAUGUAGUUCCUGAUGCUAUCACUUUUGUAGGUGUUUUGAGUGCUUGUGUUCAAAUGAAUGAUUUGGAAAAAGGCUAUAAGUAUUUCAGUCUCAUGACAGAACAUUAUGGUAUAACACCUAUCUUUGAACACUAUACUUGCAUCGUUGAACUCUAUGUUCGUGCCAAUGAGUUGAAUGAAAUUGGCACAUUAGGGAACACAAUGUCAUUGUCAAUGAAAGAAAGUCAUUAUGUUGCAGAGUUGCUUCAAGAGAGCAAACUCACUAGUAUUGAUGACAUAAAGAAAUUCAUACACAAGCAUUACACGGAUUCAGAUUUAUUAGAAUUAGUUUUAGAUCAUUCUGCAACUCCCACCCAGCCAUAUUUCAACCGUCCAUAUUUGACUUCACUAUCUUGAAAGCCAUGGGGGAUCCAAGAUACUACGAUAUUAGCGAAACAAAUCAAUGAGUUGCGACUUGUUUUCAUGUUCUCUAUCACUAUCACACCAUGUGCAAGCUUAUGUGAAUAUAUCUUCUCAGAUGCUAUUGAGAGAAGCUUGCAUACAAUAUAGCCAACUGGAUACCUCAAAUUAUGUUUAUAACAUACUACUUGAAUCAUAAUCAUCUCCAAUGAUUUUUAGCAUUAUAGAAUGAUACCAAUUUUUCUGAACAGCAAAAUGGCGUCAAGUUGAUUUUGAAGUCGUUUAUUUUUACUUUGAAUGUAUUUUGAGCUCCAAAAUAAUAAAUUUUACAUUUUUUGAUCGGGUGUUCGAUCGGCGAUGGAGGGUAUCGUCAGUGAUCAAUGCUUUGUAGAAGUUCUGUUUCUCCUUUGCUGACAGCUGUGCCUUGCUGAUUGAUGACAGAAUGUAGGCAUUGAAUGAAUCAAACUGUUCAAAUUGUAGGAUAGUGUUCUGCUAGCAUUCUUGUUUUGUUUGCUGCAAUUCAUUUUCAAACCCUUCCCCCUUCAUACUGUUGAUAAAAUUGAUUCGGUGCAGAUGCAAUUAUCUGUAUCAUCAUCAUUGUUCACACAGAUUUUGUAGACCUUAUGAAAAUGUUAGAAAUUAUCAAUUUUACUAUCACAUUUGUUAA